Molecule: messenger RNA, 1634 nt
Organism: Condylura cristata (star-nosed mole)
Lineage: Eukaryota; Metazoa; Chordata; Mammalia; Eulipotyphla; Talpidae
Gene: RRAGA
Product: Ras-related GTP binding A
Exons: 1
Coding region: 317-1258 (313 amino acids)
Biological process (GO): cellular response to starvation; regulation of autophagy; cellular response to amino acid stimulus
Cellular component (GO): lysosome; Gtr1-Gtr2 GTPase complex; nucleus
Molecular function (GO): GTP binding; GTPase activity
Source: RefSeq, a predicted model, not a curated record
CUCCUGGGGCAGUGACGCCGAGCGCGAGGAUUCUCGCGAGAUCGCCGCCGGAAGUGGGUGGCAGAGCGGACGCAGCGACUCGGCUCCCCGGAAGGCGAGCGUCUCUCCCGAGCUGUUGCAGCUGCUGUCCCUGGGCGCUCGCCUCCGAGGAAGGGCUCUCCCUUUACUGCCUUUCCAGCCCCGAGCUCGAGCUUUCGGCCUCCCGAUUGCACCUCUGCGCGGCCCGGCCUGAGGCGCCUCCGCAACCCCGGCCCCUCCCUCCGCGCUGCAGUUAAGCCGCGCCCUCAGGCCCUGUCCGCGGCUGCUCCGGCGGGUGAUGCCAAAUACAGCCAUGAAGAAAAAGGUGCUGUUGAUGGGGAAGAGCGGGUCGGGGAAGACCAGCAUGAGGUCGAUUAUCUUUGCCAAUUACAUCGCUCGUGAUACCCGACGCCUGGGUGCCACUAUUGAUGUGGAGCACUCCCACGUCCGAUUUCUGGGCAACCUGGUGCUGAACCUGUGGGACUGUGGCGGUCAGGACACCUUCAUGGAAAACUACUUCACUAGCCAGCGAGAUAACAUCUUCCGUAAUGUCGAAGUCUUGAUAUAUGUGUUUGAUGUGGAGAGCCGCGAGCUGGAAAAGGACAUGCAUUAUUACCAGUCGUGUCUGGAGGCCAUCCUCCAGAACUCUCCCGAUGCCAAAAUCUUCUGCCUGGUGCACAAAAUGGAUCUGGUUCAGGAGGAUCAGCGUGACCUGAUUUUUAAAGAACGCGAGGAAGACCUGAGGCGUCUAUCUCGCCCCCUGGAAUGCGCCUGCUUUCGAACCUCCAUCUGGGAUGAAACGCUCUACAAAGCCUGGUCCAGUAUUGUCUAUCAGCUGAUUCCUAAUGUCCAGCAGCUGGAGAUGAACCUGAGGAAUUUUGCCCAGAUUAUCGAAGCCGAUGAAGUUCUGCUGUUCGAGAGAGCUACGUUCUUGGUGAUUUCCCAUUACCAAUGCAAAGAGCAGCGUGACGUCCACAGAUUUGAGAAGAUCAGCAACAUUAUUAAGCAGUUUAAGCUGAGCUGCAGUAAAUUGGCCGCCUCUUUCCAGAGCAUGGAAGUUAGGAAUUCUAACUUCGCUGCUUUCAUCGACAUCUUCACAUCAAACACGUAUGUGAUGGUAGUUAUGUCGGAUCCGUCCAUCCCUUCUGCAGCUACUCUGAUCAACAUUCGCAAUGCCAGGAAACACUUUGAGAAGCUGGAGAGAGUGGAUGGCCCCAAGCACAGCCUCCUUAUGCGCUGAAUAUUGCCAAAUGUUCUUUGUGAAAAUGCUGAAUUGCUUUCCCCUUCCCCCACCCCUUUUCUUUACUAUUCAUAAUGUUGUGUGCUUUGAAAUGUGCCGCUUACCACUUCCAUCUCUCUUCCCUUUUCCCCAAUCUUUAAACCCUGAACGCUAUUUACUCAGCUAUACAGUAGAGCUUCAAAGAUGGCCUUUCUGAAAAGGUGGUUUGGUGUUAACACUAAAGUAGGUGGGUGUAUGUGUGGGUGUGUGUAUUCUGAUUACCUGGUUACCAUAGAUAUACACAUCAAAGCCUUUACGAUAUCCUCCUGUAUUCCCUACAAGACUCUGAAGAUGGAAUGUUACUAUUUUAUCAGCAAGGUAUUAAAAUGCAUUUAUA